Oikopleura dioica is the source of this 330-nucleotide messenger RNA. Lineage: Eukaryota; Metazoa; Chordata; Appendicularia; Copelata; Oikopleuridae. The record is from the annotation of a GenBank genome assembly.
AUGGGUCGGAUUUUGGCAGUCGGGGAAUAUUUGGAUAGGUUUGCGGAGCUGGAAGACGAUUUUGACGAGGAAAAAGAAACCGUGGAUCUUGGCGAGGGCAGUGAGGUCCUUUCAAGCCUCAAUGACCUUGUUAUAAUUGACGCAGAUAAGAAUGAUGUUCGAAUUAUCAGCAACAAUGUCCAAGGCGUCCAGUCUUUCUUCCAAGAGUCGAAAGCUUCCCAUUUCCAAUCGCUCGUGCCCAACGGUCCCGAUGAUAUAUUAAUAAUGCACGAUAUGAAGUAUUGGAGCAUGAGAGAGAUUAAAAGGGAGUGGUUUCGCGCGUCGCUUUAA